Messenger RNA from Protopterus annectens (West African lungfish), 6205 nucleotides. RefSeq names its product regulating synaptic membrane exocytosis 3 (gene RIMS3). The transcript is spliced from 8 exons. Gene Ontology annotation, cellular component: presynaptic membrane; cytoskeleton of presynaptic active zone. Gene Ontology annotation, molecular function: small GTPase binding; transmembrane transporter binding. The coding region runs from base 233 to 1231 and encodes 332 amino acids. Gene Ontology annotation, biological process: positive regulation of synaptic transmission; regulation of synaptic plasticity; calcium ion-regulated exocytosis of neurotransmitter. Lineage: Eukaryota; Metazoa; Chordata; Ceratodontiformes; Protopteridae. The record is from RefSeq and is a predicted model, not a curated record.
GUCUUUUUGUACUCCUUACACAUUCUGUCUUUCUCUCUCUCUCUCUCUCUCUACAGAAAGCUUUUAAAGAUUUGUUAGCCAGACUCUUCACUACUGCUUAUUACCAGGGAUGUGAUGUUUUUAAGGAAGAAAAAAUACUACUCUCAGAUCUAAUUUGCAACUGAUACUGUGUUUGUGAAGAGGACAUCAUAUCACAGUGGUUUUAUUUUAUUGAAUCAUUUCCUUCUGCACCAUGACAGGAUUGAUUGAGCGGACUUCACCAGGUGCCCUAGAGCAUAAUCUCUUGAGGCCCACAGACUCAACAAUCCUAAAUGAUGAGGAUUCUUCUUCAGGGAGGAAUGUCAUACGUAGCUCCAGCAUCAGUGGGGAAAUGUACAACAUUGAGAAAAGCAAUGGGGUCCCAACAGAAACACCUAGCAAUACAGCAAACAAGAAGAGAAGAUCCAGUCUUGGUGCUAAGAUGGUGGCCAUUGUAGGACUGUCCCAGUGGAGCAAAAGUACAUUACAGCUCAACCAGCCAGAUGGUGGUACAAAAAAAUUACGCAGUAACAUUCGACGAAGUACUGAAACAGGCAUUGCAGUGGAAAUGCGUAAUCGUGUGACAAGGCAAGGAAGCCGGGAGUCCACAGAUGGAAGCACCAACAGCAACAGUUCAGAUGGCACUUUCAUCUUCCCUACGACUAGGCUAGGUCCAGAAAGCCAGUUCAGUGACUUUCUCGAUGGACUGGGACCAGCUCAAAUUGUCGGGCGACAGACAUUAGCCACACCUCCCAUGGGAGAUAUUCACCUCGGUAUGAUAGACAGAAGUGGUCAGCUGGAAGUAGAAGUGGUCCAAGCACGAGGCCUUACUCCAAAACCUGGUUCCAGAUCAAUUCCUGCAACCUAUAUCAAGGUAUACCUGCUAGAAAAUGGAGCCUGCCUUGCCAAAAAGAAGACAAAGGUUGCCAAGAAAACACUGGAUCCACUCUACCAACAAGCAUUACUCUUUGAUGAAAGUCCUCAGGGGAAAGUGUUGCAGGUAAUAGUUUGGGGUGAUUACGGCCGAAUGGACCACAAAUGUUUCAUGGGAAUGGCUCAAAUUCUUUUGGAAGAGCUGGAUCUGACCACAAUGGUUACUGGCUGGUACAAACUCUUUCCAACAUCUUCUUUAGCAGAUUCCACAAUUGGACCCCUUACACGCCGUCUCUCUCAGUCCUCUCUUGAGUCCUCUACAAGUCCUUCAUGCACUUAGAUAACAAGGACUAUUUCAUUUUUGGACAUUACUUUGUAAAGACUUAAAAGGAUGAAUAUAAGUACUCUGUGUCUAUUUUCUCAAUAAUUACUAUCAACAUUCUUGGCAACAUGUGCCGGUUACACCAAAUGCAAAUAAAAAGCACUCGUGCUGACAUACUAGGACAAGAUCCAUUCACAAAUAGCUAUCUGGAAAGAAAUAUAUAUAUCACAGAUCAUGAGACUGUUAAGGGGACUCUACAAAGGUGUAAAUCUCUCACAUGAAUGUCUGAAAUGAGAACACAGAAAAUGAUUAACUGUAUGAAAGGGUUGGCAACUUUCUAUAAAUGUGAUUAUGUCUUUAAUUUCAAAAUCUACUAUUCAGUGUUAAGCUAACUAUAUCUCAUUAUAUUGCAAAAUGCCUUUCCAGUUUCCUGUAAUUCUUCAAGCCCACAAUGUGACCUUCUUCUGUUUUGUCUACACAGAUUUGUUAGGACAUGAGGGAGAUAAAAUGAUGAUCAGUUUCUGUGACUCAUUUCAGAACUGCUCUUUUUGAGGUAAAGAAUUUUGUAGCAGAUUAUGUAGCCUGUCAAGCACUUUCUUAUUCAUAACAAAAUCAUCUCAUUCCAUUUAUAAACACAACAGAUGUCCUAGUUGUAUGUUUUCCUUUUUAUGUUUAUAAUUAUAGGAUUUCAUUCCAUAAGCAAAUUAAUUCUUUUAUUUCCUAGAAUUGUAUGUACAGAGUUGCGAUCAUCCAAAAAUGUUGUUUAUAUCAUCUGAGGAAACAAAGAGUGCCAUCUCACUUAGACUGUGUGUAAAACAUUGAAAAUUUUGCAUUUGCUUUUGAUGCUCUGUGCCUUGAGGUCUCCCCAUCUAAAACUGAAACAUCUUAACAACAAAGUACAAAAAAGCAAGAUGCAAGAAGUAACAUAUAUGAUCAGAGGACCAUCAGGUAUUUUAAGGACUGGCUGCCACCUACUAAAAGAAGGUACCUAAGCAAAAAAAAAAAAUAAUCCAAAUACUUGCUUGCCACUUACAAGCCCAGAAAAAUGCUACUUCAAUGGUUAUGCUCAGAUGUAGUAUAAAAUACUAAGACAUGACUGUACCAUAAUAAUUCUUAAUGGUGGUCCCAGAAAGUAUAGCAAGACAAAAGAUAUGUUUCAGACAAAACAAUGUUAUUUCUCCUUGUGGAUAUAUUCUGGAUGUAUUAAAAAGAUUUGGGGUUGUGGAAUUGAAAGACCGUGUAAAGCAUAUUUAAAAAAAGGUGAAAGUUUUUUGUUUUUUUUUUUACCUUGAAGGUGCCUACAUAAAUAAUUUGAAAAACUCAGGGGAGAUUCCAUUAGAACUGUACACAAUAUUAUUUCUCUGUACAUUACUGUUUCAGAACAUAUUCUAGAACAAUGCAUUCGAUCACCAUGUCAUAUACAGUUUAAGCACAAACUGCAACAGUUAAUAGAAAAUCUUCAGUGUUGCAUUUUGUUAUAUCCAAGAUUGCCCCCAAACUGUACACCGCUUUUGCUUUGCAUGUAUUGAAAAUUGCUUGGAAAGAAAUUGCAACAGUUCAUGUUUUAUGUAGAUGUAUUCUUACAAGUAUUAGUAAACAAUUUGUGUAUCAAAAUAUGCACGUUUGAAAUUCUGCAAACUGUGUCCCAUGAAAAUGGCAUCACAUCUGCUUUUAUAGCACCACUUGUUAAGAGCUGAAAUGUACAAUCCAAGCAUCUGAUUACAGUAAAUAUCCAUUUAAUUUGGAUGUGAACAACACAUACUAUAAUCGCUUUCAAGCUGAUUAACCAGCUUGCAAAAAAAUAAAUGAACCUGAUGUAAUUAAUUAUUUAGAUAACUUACUGAAGACUAGUAGUAUAAAUCAUUGCUAACCAUGUGCAAACACAAACCGCCACUCACUUUAACCAUUGCUUAAUACCUCAAGCUAUUGAAAUUAUGGUACAUAGCAAACCAUUUCCAUUAGAAAUGAAUCCAAACAUGAAAAUAUUUGCAAGGGCAAAGCACAGCAUCUCCUCUUUUUAUUGUGAGCCUUAUCUCUCUCCCUCUCUCUCUCUCUCUAUAUAUAUAUAUAUAUAUUGUACCUAGUGACCUCUAUUGCAUAGACAUGGAUCACACAGAACAGCAUAAGACAAAAGACUACAAUACAAAUAUUUUUCAUAUAUUUGAGAUACUGAGCUGGUGAAAAUUAACAUUUCUUCGAAAUGGAAAUGUGUCAAAGUUCAAAAGGAAAGCUUUUCACCUCUACAACAUUUCUUUUCCUUUUUUUUUUUUUUUUUGCAUUUUAAAAACACUGGAUUUAUGAAUUCCUACUGUGGAAGAACUUAAUUCUUCAUAAUCCUUCUAGAAACAUAGUAAUUCUGCACCACCUGCAUUUUAGACUUAUACAACCACUUAGUGGGAGGCAUGGAUUAUAAUUGAAACUGGGUCUGCCAUCUUAUUUAAGAAAAGAAUUAAAACAGAGUUGACUUUGUUUGCAAUUAAUGUAUUAUGUUGCAAAAGUUCCCAUGUCUUCGAUUUCAAGAGGCACUCCAUACAAAGCUAUUGCUACAACAGCCGGUAAAAGCUACUUUACCCAGAUUUUACUAAUAAAUUUCAUCUGCAGCAGAUAGUCAGGAGUCAAGCUGAAACAUAAGAUGAUGGGUUACUCUGGACUUCUUAAACUAAAAAUGUCAGUUUCACUUCAGUAUAAAUAAGUAAUGCCAAACUUGCAGCACUUGAAGAUGUUGUAUGAUCUUAUUCAGACUGUGAGGCCUGCAUUAAUCACAGCUGAAAAGACACAUAGAAGAUGCAAUUUAAACAUGUACUCCGUGGUUUGUUGCUGUUAAAAAUAGAUUGCUGCUAAAAAUGAAAAAUGUCCGUACAGCUCAUUUUAAGUCUGAUUGUUUUGUGUACUUAUGUUUCAACAAGAGCAAGAUAUGUUCUCUGGAAAAUUAAAAUAUGUUUUAAGCAUUUUUCUUUCAUUUUUGCUUGAUAAAUCAACACUGCAUGUUGGUCAUAAUGACCCUGCCUUGAUCUGUAGCAGCCUUAUAAGGCAAAUGUCUAAGUGUAGCAAAAGGGAAUCCUUAUUGUGUUUACAUUGUGAAAUGUUCUUUUAAUUCUUAUGCAUGUAAAACUACCAAUGGGCUUAGAUAAAAACAAACUAAAUGCAACGAGCUGUGUUACCUACCGAAAUAACUGCAUUAGUCAUUGUCACUGAGUCUCCAAGACUGACAAUACCAUUUUGUAAAUAGCUUGGUUGAAACUCGUAGGUUGCUGUGCUUGGAUGUUGUUUGUAAGCUUAUUCUAAUGGAAAAGGUGCUCAUAGUUAAACCAAAGCUGACUUUAUGUAAACCCAUGACAACAAAUUAAGUAAUAAGAUGAGUGUUCUUAGAGUACAUAAACAACUUACACAAAAAUAUGCUGAUUGUGGAGUAUGGAUUAAAAAACUCCUAUUACUGUGGCUAGUUAGAGAGUUCUGAUAAUAAAAGUAUUAGCCCCUCUAUCUAAGAAUUAAAUUAUUAAAAUUCUGCUACUCACCUUGAAUACUGCAGGCUUAAUGAAAUGUAGACAAAUUUUGCUCUAAUCGUAAAACAGGGCACAUUGAAUAUGUUGUUGUACAAAACCAAGUCAGUAUGAUAGUGAUGUAUAAACACCAGCAGUCUUCUUACCCUUGUAAUGUUCCCAUUUUGCUCAUAUUAAGUCAUUCAGUCUUUUAUUGCCUUUAAUAAGACAGUAGAGCCUUCUGGACAUAAUAAUGUUUUUUUUCUAGGGAUACACCCAGAGCCUUAGUACAAGUGACUUGCCCAGAAUCACGGUACGUAAGUGAAGACUGUCAGAAGAUAACUCUAAUAUGCAGAAUGUAGCUUAUUCACGUCAUUACCUCAGUUAUAUUCACUAUCAUAACUGGUAGUGCACAGUCAUGUAUUUCGUAAUUAUUACUAUUAUGACCUUUAAGUUCCUGAAGUAAUACAUUGUAAUAUUAUAAAGCUUGUAGACAUAGUUUCAACACAUCAAAUGUAAUCAUUGUUUGCAAUAUUGUAAAUAUUUUAAAUAUAAUUUUCCUCAGGUGGUUACAGUGUCAAUAGAAAAUAAGUUUACUAUUUAAAAACCCACUCAGAUCUGAAAGAGCAAAAAUUAAUCUAUUUUACCAAGUUAAGUAAAAACACUAUGGUAUAAUAGUUUUGGGUCAUGUUAACAUGAUAAAUGUAUAUUACAGAAAACUCACAUAGAUAUAUGUCCAUAGAUACACACACACACACACACACACACACACACACACACACACACACACACACACACACACACACACACACACACUCACACACUCACAAAUAUAACAUAUUUAAGUGCAUCAAUAACACAUGCAGUGAUUAGAGGCAUGAGACCAGCAGGCAAGUGCCUUACUGCAAACGUAUGUGGUAUUAUCUCUUCAAUGCACAACCCAUCAUGUGCUACUGCACUGACAAAAUAGAACACUUUGUUUUGUGUUUGUUAGGAAGAACUUUGUAUGUGUGCAUUGAUUAUAAUUCAUAGAUCUUUUAGCAAAUCAGAUUGCUUGAUUUUCUGAAACCAUUUCAUAAAUAUACAUAGUGUAUACACAAUUGUGCAAACACAUGCGCACACACACACACAUGCACACACACACACACACACACACACACACACACACACACACGCGCGCACAUAUGCGUACGCAUAUAUACAUGCACAUAUGCAUAAAUAUGGUCCAAUUCACCUUGCAGAUAUCAAUUUUUCUGGUUACCAAAAUUUUUACAUUGAAUUCUUGAUUUUGUUAUUACUAACCUUUUCUCAAAGUAUUGUUCUACCUUUUCUGUUAAAAUAAGUAUGUAAUUUAUUGCUAAUUUAAGACAUAAAUGUCUCUUGCACUCUGUUCUGUACAUAUGUAUGUUUAAGUAUGCAUUGUUUCCACUGUAUGUGCAUCUCUAAAUGAAAUGUAUGUAUUUGUUAUGACUUACCAAUGUAAUAUACAGAAUAAACUUGUAUUAAUCAUAAA